Thamnophis sirtalis is the source of this 2077-nucleotide messenger RNA. Lineage: Eukaryota; Metazoa; Chordata; Lepidosauria; Squamata; Natricidae. The record is from RefSeq and is a predicted model, not a curated record.
GUUUUUGCUCCAGUCUCUGGAAGAUUUGGACAACAGUUUAAGAAAACUUAAUUCCCGUUUAUUUGUAGUACGAGGGCAGCCAACUGAUGUUUUUCCAAGACUCUUUAAAGAAUGGGGGGUGACCCAUCUCACUUUUGAAUAUGACUCAGAGCCUUUUGGAAAAGAGAGAGAUGCAGCUAUAGUGAAAUUGGCUAAGGAAGCAGGAGUAGAAGUGACAACAGAGAAUUCACACACCCUUUAUGACCUAGAUAGGAUCAUUGAGCUGAAUGGACACAAGCCACCCCUCACUUACAAACGUUUUCAGGCCAUCAUUAGUCGCAUGGACCUGCCAAAAAAGCCAGUCAGUACCAUAACAAGCCAACAAAUGGAGAUGUGCAAGACCGAGAUCCAAGAGAACCACGAUGAAACCUAUGGAGUGCCAUCUCUAGAGGAACUAGGCUUUCCCACUGAGGGACUUGCUCCAGCUGUUUGGCAGGGAGGGGAGACUGAAGCCUUAACUCGUCUGGAUAAGCAUUUGGAAAGAAAGGCAUGGGUUGCAAACUAUGAACGACCAAGGAUGAAUGCCAAUUCGUUAUUGGCCAGCCCCACAGGGUUGAGUCCCUAUCUUCGAUUUGGCUGCUUGUCUUGUCGCUUAUUCUAUUAUCGACUUUGGGAACUUUACAAAAAGGUGAAGCAGAACAACAGUCCACCUCUGUCGCUCUAUGGCCAGUUACUCUGGAGGGAAUUUUUUUACACAGCUGCCACAAAUAAUCCUAAAUUUGAUCGCAUGGAAGGAAAUCCUAUUUGCAUCCAGAUCCCUUGGGACAGGAAUCCUGAAGCCUUGGCAAAAUGGGCAGAAGGCAAGACAGGUUUCCCUUGGAUUGAUGCAAUUAUGACUCAACUGAGACAGGAAGGUUGGAUUCACCAUCUGGCCCGGCAUGCUGUAGCCUGCUUUCUAACCAGAGGUGACCUUUGGAUCAGCUGGGAAUCUGGAGUGAGGUAUUAAGGCAGUCCCAGUGUACUUCUCCAAAAAGGAAAUGUUAUACUGGAGAAGAAAACAGUGAAGAGCUCCACAAAAGGGCAAGGAUGAUGAUACAUCAGGGAUCAAAGAACUCACAACAAGAACUUUUGCAAACUGAAUUUGGAAACUAAUGAGACAAAAAUAAUGUCACAGAAUGGCUAAUGGAGUAGGGAAGUAUUUUCGUAAGAAGAAUCAUAAGACCAAACAACAAUUCCACUUGUUGAGCAUGUGAAUGCACAAUACACAAGGACUCUAAAUCUCUAAUGAAAGAGGCAGUGAACAAGUUUUGUCAAUAAACACAAUCUCAGUGAACAAAUACGUGCCUUUCGUGAGAUUAGGGAAUUGGUUAAGGAAAGUCUGGAGCUAAGACUUGCUCAUUUGCAAGUUUAUUCAAGGUACUGCAGAUGGUAUAUCCUUUUUUUUUUUUUUUGCUUCAUGUAACACAUCCUUAUUUCUUCUGUUGUCAUUGUUUAUUAGGAAGAACUUGGAUGAACCACGCAAAAUAGUUCAUGGUGUUCCUAGUAAUUCCAUUUAAACACUCCAUGCAACCACUAAACAUGUAUAUAGAUAGUAUUAUAGAUGGAAUCACAUCUGUAAAAAUAUCAUUAAACCAGCUUUUAUUGCUUCUAUAAAGGCAUAGUACUGGAACAACAGUGACCAAUUUGAAGGUACUAAAAUAGUAAAUUUAAUGUUUACUAGAGUGUUUACCUUCCAAUCAUAUUAUUCUGAAAUAAAAAAAGAUAUACUGAACACCUAUAGUCAUGUGAAAAAGAAAGUACAUUCUCUUUGAGUUCUAUGGUUUUAUGUCUCGGGACAUAAUAAAAAUCACCUGGUCCUUAGCAGUUCUUAAAAAUAGGUAAAUACUAUCUCAGAUGAACAACAACACAUGACAUUACACCAUGUCAUCAUUUAUUUUACAAAAAGAAAGCCCAAAUGAAGAAGACGUGUGAAAAACUAAGUGCACCUUAUGAUUCAAUAGCUUAUAGAGCCACCUUUAACAGCAGUACGAUCUACCCGUAGAGAUCCGGACCCUUUACACUCUCUCGGCCUUCCGAAAAGCCACUAAAACCUGGCUGU